GCUGAGCGGAGUCAUGGAGUCGGAGAUAGUGAGGGCGCCGGCCCUGGAACCCGACCCCCUCGAAGCGGGAGGGAGAGGGAGAAGGGGAUCAUGGAGUCGGAGAUAGUGAGGGCGGAGAUGCUGCUGGCGCCGACGAUGGGGUUCAAGAAGGUGCAGACGGCCGACAAGUACCCCAAGGGCCAGUCCCGCGGCCGCCAGUGGAAGCACCUCCGCCACCUCCUCCAGGCCGCCGACGCCUCCUCGCUCCCCCCGGACCGCCCCAACUAUUUAAAUAUUCAGUCGCCCCCAUCCAUUUAUCCACCAAAGAGAUACUGUGACGUUACAGGUUUUGAGGCACCAUACGUGGAUCCGAGAACGAAGCUGCGCUACGCUGAUCCAGAGGUCUUUAGGCAGAUCAGAAUGCUUCCUGAAGAAUACGUCCAGAGGUACCUGGCCGUGAGGAAUGCAGCAGUUGUAUUACGGUGAUAGCAAGCUCCCUAUGUGGCUGUGUCACAGUACUUAUUCUACCAGCCAAUGUCCCGCUCUGUAAUCCGAAUGGACGCCAUCGUUUCCCUCCUAAUCGUGUUGCUGGCUCACAUGAGCAUUCUGAAUGUAGAAGCAGGGUACUGAACCCUUUGUGCAUUUCAGAGUGAUAUUUUGCAUCUGGCUACUGUCAUCAA
Messenger RNA from Hordeum vulgare subsp. vulgare (domesticated barley), 659 nucleotides. RefSeq names its product chromatin-remodeling complex subunit ies6. The coding region runs from base 91 to 465 and encodes 124 amino acids. Gene Ontology annotation, cellular component: Ino80 complex. Gene Ontology annotation, biological process: chromatin remodeling. The record is from RefSeq and is a predicted model, not a curated record. The transcript has 3 exons. Lineage: Eukaryota; Viridiplantae; Streptophyta; Magnoliopsida; Poales; Poaceae.